AUGGAUGGACUGAUGGGAGAACCUGAAAAUGGAUCUUUGCUGCUAGAUCCUUCAGCAAGUUACUCACCUUUGGACCCAUUUUUGCAGACCCUGGACUUCAUUGAGCCCUGGAACUUCCACCUUCUAUCUGCUCUGAUGUUCUUAGUGACUGUCCUGUCUGUGUUUGAAAACGUUACUGUCAUCCUGGUGACUCUGAAAUUCAAACAGUUGAGGCAACCUCUCAACUAUGUCAUAGUGAACCUCUCUGUGGCCGAUUUCCUUGUCUCAUUGAUUGGGGGCACAAUCAGCUUUUCAACUAAUCUGAAGGGUUAUUUUUAUAUGGGCCACUGGGCGUGUGUACUGGAAGGAUUUGCAGUCACAUUCUUUGGAAUAGUUGCCCUCUGGUCACUUGCUCUGCUUGCAUUUGAGCGCUACAUUGUGAUUUGUCACCCAAGGGGAAACAUGCGCCUUAGAAGGAAGCAUGCAGCUCUGGGAAUAGCCUUUGUGUGGGUUUUUUCCUUUAUCUGGACCAUCCCUCCUACAAUGGGGUGGAGCAGCUAUACUACCAGUAAGAUUGGAACGACUUGUGAGCCCAACUGGUAUUCUGGAGACUACAAUGACCAUUCUUUCAUUAUUACAUUCUUCACCACCUGUUUUAUACUGCCAUUAUUGGUGAUUUUGGUAUCCUAUGGAAAAUUGAUGCGGAAACUUAGAAAGGUUUCAGAUACUCAAGGCAGAUUGGGUUCUACAAGGAAGCCUGAAAGACAAGUUACUAGAAUGGUUGUUAUAAUGAUCCUUGCAUUUUUAAUUUGCUGGUCACCCUACGCAGCCUUUUCAGUCUUGGUCACUGCCUGUCCUUCGAUCCAACUGGAUCCUCGUCUUGCUGCAAUCCCAGCUUUCUUUUCAAAAACAGCUACAGUGUAUAAUCCACUUAUCUAUGUGUUUAUGAACAAUCAGUUCCGGAAGUGUCUAGUCCAGUUGUUUCGAUGCAGUGACCAAGAUACUGCAGAUUCCAAUGUGAAACCUGUUUCCGAGAAGGCAAUGCUAGCACACAACAAAAAUUGUGGAGGGACGACCACAGUAACAGCACAUGUUACUGUCUUCAGCCGGAGAAGCGAAGAUGAACAAAGCAGCUGCCAUUCUUUUGCCCAGCUGACAAUUUCAGAAAACCAAGUUUGCCCAGCAUGA
Molecule: messenger RNA, 1167 nt
Organism: Rhineura floridana
Lineage: Eukaryota; Metazoa; Chordata; Lepidosauria; Squamata; Rhineuridae
Product: vertebrate ancient opsin-like
Exons: 5
Coding region: 1-1167 (388 amino acids)
Biological process (GO): visual perception; G protein-coupled receptor signaling pathway
Cellular component (GO): membrane; photoreceptor outer segment
Molecular function (GO): G protein-coupled receptor activity
Source: RefSeq, a predicted model, not a curated record